Messenger RNA from Galeopterus variegatus (Sunda flying lemur), 2134 nucleotides. It is a transcript of the gene BANP, whose product is annotated as BTG3 associated nuclear protein. Gene Ontology annotation, molecular function: DNA binding. The transcript has 12 exons. The record is from RefSeq and is a predicted model, not a curated record. The coding region runs from base 66 to 1604 and encodes 512 amino acids. Lineage: Eukaryota; Metazoa; Chordata; Mammalia; Dermoptera; Cynocephalidae. Gene Ontology annotation, biological process: negative regulation of protein catabolic process; protein localization to nucleus.
AGAAGCCCAGUCUCGCUGUGAACUGGAUUCCUGCUGGUUGACCGGCCACUCUUUCCUGGUUCUGGAUGAUGUCAGAACACGACCUGACAGAUGUGGUUCAGAUUGCAGUGGAAGACCUGAGUCCUGACCACCCAGGUACAGAGCUGUGGGACAUUGUUUUGGAGAAUCAUGUAGUGACAGAUGAAGAUGAACCUGCUUUGAAACGUCAGCGACUAGAAAUCAAUUGCCAGGAUCCUUCUAUAAAGUCGUUCCUGUAUUCCAUUAACCAGACAAUAUGCUUACGGCUGGAUAGCAUUGAGGCCAAGCUGCAGGCUCUAGAGGCUACUUGCAAAUCAUUAGAAGAAAAGCUGGAUCUGGUCACAAACAAACAGCACAGUCCCAUCCAAGUUCCCAUGGUGGCGGGCUCCCCUCUCGGUGCGACCCAGACGUGCAACAAAGUGCGAUGCAUCGUCCCCCAGACUACAGUAAUACUCAACAAUGAUCGGCAGAACGCCAUUGUAGCCAAGAUGGAAGACCCCUUGAGCAACAGGGCACCGGAUUCCCUGGAAAAUGUCAUUAGCAACGCUGUUCCUGGGCGUCGGCAGAACACCAUCGUGGUGAAGGUGCCAGGUCAGGAGGACAGCCACAACGAGGAUGGGGAGAGCGGGUCGGAGGCCAGCGAUUCCAUCUCCAACUGUGGACAGUCUGGGAGUCAGAACAUCGGAAAUAAUGUCACCCUGAUCACCCUGAACUCAGAAGAGGAUUACCCCAAUGGCACCUGGCUCGGCGAUGAGAACAAUCCCGAGAUGCGUGUGCGCUGCGCCAUCAUCCCCUCCGACAUGCUGCACAUCAGCACCAACUGCCGCACGGCUGAGAAGAUGGCACUGACGCUGCUGGACUACCUCUUCCACCGCGAGGUGCAGGCCGUCUCCAACCUCUCAGGGCAGGGCAAGCACGGCAAGAAGCAGCUCGACCCGCUGACCAUCUACGGCAUCCGCUGUCACCUUUUCUAUAAAUUUGGAAUCACGGAAUCUGACUGGUAUCGAAUCAAGCAGAGCAUUGACUCCAAGUGUCGGACAGCGUGGCGGCGGAAACAGCGGGGCCAGAGCCUGGCGGUCAAGAGCUUCUCGCGGAGAACGCCGUCCUCGUCCUCCUACAGUGGAUCAGAGACUAUGACGGGCACCCCGCCUCCUGCCACCGAGCUUCAGCAGCCGCAGCCACAGGCCUUGCACUACGCCCUGGCCAACGCCCAGCAGGUGCAGAUCCACCAGAUUGGAGAGGACGGGCAGGUCCAAGUAAUCCCACAGGGACACCUCCAUAUCGCCCAGGUGCCUCAAGGGGAGCAGGUGCAGAUCACACAGGACAGCGAGGGUAAUCUACAGAUACAUCACGUUGGACAGGACGGGCAGGUGCUGCAGGGGGCCCAGCUGAUAGCCGUGGCCUCUUCAGACCCUGCUGCGGCAGGCGUGGAUGGGUCUCCUCUGCAGGGCAGUGAUAUCCAGGUCCAGUAUGUCCAGCUGGCGCCGGUGGGUGACCACACGGCCACGGCACAGACGGCGGAGACCCUGCAGCCCAGCCUGCAGCCCGAAAUGCAGCUUGAACACGGAGCAAUCCAGAUCCAGUGAGGUGACACAGCUGAUCGCCUGGAGGACUGCUCCAGCCUCAGGCCUGGUCGCCAUGCGUCCCAUUCCCACAGCUUUGAGCGGGAGAGGCGCCUGCACUAUCUUGUUAAAGUGUGUCUGGAAGCCGCCUCCCCCAGGGGAAGUCCCCUGAUAUGUUAAACAAUCAUGAUCACAAGCACUGUCCUUUCAGAAGACCCCUCUUUUGAGUCAUCCUGUUGGUGUCUGAGGAACGAGGGGAGCACUGUGCGCAGCACAUUGCAGGCACACGGGAAGUCAGGAACAUAAUAUUUUUCUGUUAAACAGCUUUUUUAAUUUGCUAUGGUGUUUAUAACAAAAACAGAAAAUUGAAAAAAAACAGUGGAGUAGCAGAAGCCUUUUGCUGUGUGCUCUGUUCAGUGUAAUGAAAAUAGGCAUUUGCAAAAGACAGCUAACAAUUUUAAUGGAAAUCUUGCUUAUCUACUUUUCUAGGGGGAUAUGCUCUCGAACACUGUAAUUAUGCAUUUCUAAGGAAAUAAAAUGUAUUUAUGACCACA